This is a messenger RNA of Trichosurus vulpecula (common brushtail), 1520 nucleotides long. RefSeq names its product cAMP responsive element binding protein 1 (gene CREB1). Gene Ontology annotation, molecular function: protein binding; cAMP response element binding; DNA-binding transcription factor activity, RNA polymerase II-specific. Gene Ontology annotation, biological process: regulation of transcription by RNA polymerase II. Lineage: Eukaryota; Metazoa; Chordata; Mammalia; Diprotodontia; Phalangeridae. Bases 194 to 1177 code for a protein of 327 amino acids. The transcript has 8 exons. Gene Ontology annotation, cellular component: nucleus; ATF4-CREB1 transcription factor complex. The record is from RefSeq and is a predicted model, not a curated record.
CUGCGGCUCCUCAGUCGGCGGCGGCUGCUGCUGCCUGUGGCCCGGGCGGCUGGGAGAAGCGGAGUGUUGGUGAGUGACGCGGCGGAGGUGUAGUUUGACGCGGUGUGUUACGUGGGGGAGAGAAUAAAACUCCAGCGAGAUCCGGGCCGCGAACGAAAGCAGUGACGGAGGAGCCAGUACCACCGGUAACUAAAUGACAAUGGAAUCUGGUGCAGAGACCCAACAGAGUGGCGAUGCAGCUGUAACGGAGGCAGAAAAUCAACAGAUGGCUGUACAAACACAACCACAGAUUGCAACAUUAGCACAGGUUUCUAUGCCAGCAGCUCAUGCAACUUCAUCUGCUCCAACAGUGACCUUAGUGCAGCUCCCUAAUGGGCAAACUGUUCAAGUCCAUGGAGUUAUUCAGGCAGCCCAGCCAUCAGUUAUUCAGUCUCCACAAGUCCAAACUGUUCAGAUUUCUACUAUUGCAGAGAGUGAAGAUUCACAGGAAUCAGUAGAUAGUGUCACAGAUUCUCAAAAAAGAAGAGAAAUUCUUUCAAGGCGGCCCUCCUACAGGAAAAUUUUGAAUGACUUAUCCUCAGAUGCACCUGGAGUGCCAAGGAUUGAAGAAGAAAAAUCUGAAGAGGAGACAUCAGCACCAGCCAUUACGACUGUGACGGUGCCAACUCCAAUCUACCAGACUAGCAGUGGGCAAUACAUUGCCAUUACCCAGGGAGGAGCAAUACAGUUGGCUAACAAUGGCACAGACGGGGUACAGGGCCUGCAGACAUUAACUAUGACAAAUGCAGCUGCCACUCAGGCCAGCACUACCAUCCUGCAGUAUGCUCAGACCACUGAUGGGCAACAGAUCCUCGUACCUAGCAACCAAGUUGUUGUUCAAGCUGCCUCUGGAGAUGUACAAACGUACCAGAUUCGAACAGCACCCACCAGUACCAUUGCACCUGGUGUUGUGAUGGCAUCAUCCCCGGCACUUCCCACCCAACCUGCAGAAGAGGCAGCACGAAAGAGAGAAGUUCGUCUAAUGAAGAAUAGGGAAGCAGCACGUGAGUGUCGUAGGAAGAAAAAGGAAUAUGUGAAAUGUCUAGAGAACAGAGUGGCUGUGCUUGAGAACCAAAACAAGACACUGAUUGAAGAGCUGAAAGCACUUAAGGACCUUUACUGCCACAAAUCGGAUUAAUUUUGGAUUUUCGUUUUCACCUCCUAAGGUGGAGAAAAUGACUGGUUUGUCCACAGCCAGAAAGACAAAGUAAACUUUUUAUUUUCUAAACAGUUCUCUUUUUUUCUAUGCGCAAAACUGCCUGAAAGCAACUACAGAAUUUCAUUCAUCUGUGCUUUGCAUUAAACUGUGAAUAUUCAGACACCUGCCUCCACUUCUCCCCACCCCAAGAAAUUGUCAUCUUCCUGAUCAUGAAGAAGAGACUUCUGUUUUUUAUCCCCUCUACACUCUUCAAGGAGUAAUAAUUUGUUCAUUUGUUGAAUUGCUGGGGGAAGGUGAGAAGAAUUCUUUUUUUAUAUAUAUA